AUGCGCCCCGUAGCGUCGUCGUCGGCGGCGGCGGCGGCGCGCGCAACCUCCUCGCUCCACUCCGUCCUCCUCGCAGCCAAUCUAUGCGGCGUCGCGCUGCUCCUCCUCCUCCACCUGCGAUCGGACGGCGGAGAUAACCGCGCGGCCCCAUCGAACGUUCACCAUGCGCUCGGCGCGCUAGAUUCUCCGCAAGUGAUGGCGGGAGAAGGGAACCGAGAGCUUUUGUCGGAAGCGGCGGAAGGAGCGGAGCAAGCUUGCGCGACAUCGGCGCCGCUAAACGCGGGGAGUAAAGAGCUGUUGCAGUGGUCCGAGCAGCAGUAUCAAGUCAACGUCGGCCGAAGAAACGCUGCGGUUGGCAAGGAUCCGGUUAAGUUCGUUAUGGACUGGUUCAAGAUGACUGAAGGACGGCCUUACAAAGCCCGAGCCGCAUUCAUGUUUGAGGUGUUUGCUCCGGCAUACCCCUGCCUCAUGGAGGAGCGUCUUGGCACGUGGCUGGAUGGGGGCAAGUGGGUGUGCCGUCCCUCUCUCCUCAACGCCUCCUCGGUCGUCUACAGCAUAGGCUCAGACGGCAAGGACUCGUUUGAGGAGGAGAUUUACGGCCGCUUUAAGUCGCAAAUACAUGUCUUUGACCACACGCUCACUCCGCGCAAGAAGGCCAAGGUGGAGCACAAGAAGGCAUAUAAGUUUCACCCCAUCGGCCUCGCUGUCUCCUCCAACGAGUCUGCUUCUCUCAGCAGCUUCAAGGACCUGACAUCGAUGCUAGGCCACUCCUUUGUGGACAUUUUCAAGGUGGAUUGCGAGAGCUGUGAAUACGAGGUCAUUCCAUCAAUCCUUGAUGGCUACACCACACCACCCUUUGGACAGCUUUUGAUUGAGAUUCAUGAUUUAGACCGAUCAAAUGCUGAUCGUCUAACGAGGUUUCUUCACAAGAUCGAAUCACACGGCUACCUGGCCUCUCUCAGCCGGAAGACUCAUCGUGCCUUUUCGUGGUGUACGCGUUUAUCGUCGGGGCCUAUAAGUUCCUCGCCCAUGGCGCUCUCGCACUCAAGUAUACUCAACCUCAUCCCCGCUACUAUAUCAUCCGACACCGUCGCUGGUGGUACUCCAUUAGCGGGAUCUAUUCCAUCCGGUCGUCUACUACCUUCCUCCACCAUCUCCUCUAGUCUUCGCCACGUGCUUACUCCCUCUCAAGCCAUAUCCUCUGCUUCGCACAAUGCCGCCUCCUCGCUCUUCCCCUCGCCUCUGCACUCCUUCCACCACGUGUCGCUUCCGCGCGCCACCACCGCGGGGGCUGCGCCGGCUGCUCUUUCCACGCAUCCGCGUGCCAUGCUCCCCCAAAUCUCCCCGUUUCCUCAAGCCUCACGGGCGGCCUCCGCGUCGCCCGAUCAAGUCGCACUUGCAGCGUCCGCGACGCCGACAAGCAUUUUGCGUUCCGAUAAAGACGCGCAGUCGUUUUCCAACGCACCGCAGCUUAACGAGCGCAGCGCGCAGGUUCUUUCGGACCUAAGAAAAGCAUCCGCCGCUGUUGCGGUGUCCACCGCGUUUGCGCUUUCCGCGGGUUGCUGCGCGCCAGGCGCGGCGCUUGCGCUGGACCAACUUCCCCCGCCCGUUCCGCCGUCAGAAUAUCAGGUCGCCGUUUCAACGACAAACAGCGCCGAGAAAUCCGGUCUACUUGCUGACGAUUUUAUUUCGCAACUAGAGUCCAUCCCCCCCGCUCCCGCUCUCGCCACGUCAGCACCCUCCACUCCUGCGGCUUUGACGCGCCAGGUGUCACUGACCUCCGCGGGAUCUUCGGGUCGAGUGGUCUCGCCCGAGGCGCAGGAGGAGGCUAAGGCAAUGUUAAUGCGACAGCUGGAAGAACAGGAUAGGCUGAGGAAUGCGGAGGAGCGAAUGUGCGAUGCGGUUCUGUCGCCCGUGAAGCAGGGCAUUCCAGGUCCCGACUCGUCCUCUUCGCCGAGUCGCUCGCGCUCCGUCACCUGGGCCGACUGCGCCGCGGACUUUCCAGCUGACGUCAUGCAGCGGAUCGAUCGUGGCGGAGCCCGCAGUGUCAUGGGGCCGGUCGGGGGGGGCGCGGCGGCGGCUUCCGCCGCCAUGGGCGGAGUGGCGACGGGCGGCCCUAUCGCCGCAACUGAGGUGUCCUUCGCGGGAGCUGCGGCGGCGAGCCUCACCUUGGAAAGCGCCGCCGCUGCUGCCAUCGCCAACUCGUCUGGAGGUCUUUCGGCGAAACUCGCUGCCAUUAUGGGCCAAUCGCUGCAGCAUUUCGGCGUGGGCGGCGUGGCGGGCGCGGUGGGAGCGGCGGCUGUGUACCCUCUAGACACUAUCAAGACGCGCAUGCAGGCGCAGCGCAAGAUUAAAGAGUCAGAAUCGGAUUCUGACGACUCGGGGCAAGGCGACGCGAACGGCGCCCAUUUCCACUCCGCGGCCGGAUCGCAAGCGCUUAGCGCGGCGGCGAGCGGCUCGUCAACGUUAACGUCACCGUCACCGUCAGCGACGCAAGUACAGUACCGCGAUGAGUGGGACUGCUUUAUCCGCAUGGUCCGCGAAGAGGGCCCCGCGGCUCUGUACAGCGGACUCGGCGCGCAGCUAGUCGGAAUCGCGCCGGAAAAGGCGAUUAAACUGACCGUUAACGAGGUGCUUCUGGCUCUGCUCGAGUCGGCCGUCCCCGGAGCGCGUCUGUGGGUUCUCGAGAUCAUCGCGGGCGGCGGCGGCGGGUUCUGCCAAGUGGUGUUCACGAACCCCGUGGAAAUCGUCAAAGUUCGCAUGCAGGCGCGGAAAAAGCUCGCGGCAGGGUCGUCGAGUGAUUCGGAAGCGGAGGGCGCUCUUGCUUCCGCCUCCGCCGCCGCCGGCGCCGGCGCCGUUGCCGGCGCUAGCGGAGCGGUAGUAGCGGAGCCGCAGCAGCAGCAGCAGGGGAAGACUUCGUGGCAGGUGGUGCAGGAGCUGGGUAUUCGCGGGCUGUACAGCGGCUCGAGCGUGACUCUAGCGCGCGACGUGCCGUCGACCGCGCUCUUCUUCGCGUGCUACGCGGCGCUGAAGCAGGUGAUGCCGGACCAGACGUUCGUCGACGGGUGCCUCGCCGCGGUCCCCGCCGCGUACCUCGUGACGCCGAUGGACGUAGUUAAAACGCGCAUGCAGAUGGAGCCCGAGGAGGGGAAGGAGGCGUAUCCUAACGCGUGGGUGUGCGUGAAGGAGAUUGUGGAGGAGGAAGGGCUCGGCGCGCUGUUCAAGGGUGGGAUUGCGCGCGUGCUGCGUAUGAGCCCGCAGUUCGGAAUUACCCUCAUGCUGUACGACAUGCUGUCGCAGUAA
This is a messenger RNA of Closterium sp. Yama58-4, 3303 nucleotides long. NCBI's taxonomy places the organism in Eukaryota, Viridiplantae, Streptophyta, Zygnematophyceae, Desmidiales, Closteriaceae. The record is from the annotation of a GenBank genome assembly.